Messenger RNA from Klebsormidium nitens, 3474 nucleotides. The record is from the annotation of a GenBank genome assembly. NCBI's taxonomy places the organism in Eukaryota, Viridiplantae, Streptophyta, Klebsormidiophyceae, Klebsormidiales, Klebsormidiaceae.
AUGGCUAAUUCCUCGAUUGCUCCCCCCAAUGCCCUUCCCGGGAUGAAGAAGGCGGCUCUCCUCGUGGGCUGCAACUACCAGGGCACGGCAAAUGUGCCCCCACUGAGCGGCUGCGUGAACGACGUUGUCCUUGCCAAGACUACACUCGUGCAAUCAUACGGCUUCGACACCAGUAACAUCAAGACGUUGGUUGACGACCCCCAGUCCACGCUGUACUCCAAGGACACCCUGCCAACGAAGACCAACAUCUUGAAGGCCCUGAAAGAUUGGUCACCGGGGCAAAGGCCGGGGACUUGCUCGUGUUUCAUUACAGUGGCCAUGGGGCUCAGCGACAAGACUGCCAUCCUGGUUCCUUCAGACAUCGAGAUUGACAGCAAGACCGGUGUCUUCAACAACUGCUUGUUGGACACCGAAUUCAAGGGAGCUUUUGAUAGCCUGUCCAAGGGCGUCAGCGUGUACCUCAUCCUGGACUGCUGCCACUCUGGCGCAAAAGCCACCCGUGACCUGCCCAGCACCCAGGUCUCUGCACCCGUGAUUCGAUACCUUCCCAACCCCAACCCUUUCAUCGAACACGGGGCAAUGAAGGCCCACAGCGCUGCCCGAGACCUCGCACCCACUGCAGCCCCGACUAUCAGCAACCUUUUCACCGUGACUUCCAGCAAUCAGGAUUCCCCGACUGUGCUCUCGGCCUGCCGCUUUGAGGAGCCUGCACAGGAGUUCAACGCCUACGGCGCCUUCAGCUACUUCCUUUACGGAGAGGCCCCUAAAGCCAGGACCCUCGGGAUUGCGGGCUUGAAGAAGCUUAUCCUGGCUGACCUCCAAGCCAACGGCCGGCCUCAAAUCCCGAACGUGAACUGCAUGAGCGACCGGGUGAAGUCCGCCGUGAGCGCCCUUGCCAGUUCCGUGGGAAACCUUCACUCCGCCCAGAAGGCGGCUGAGUAUCAGGCCCUCAACACCCUGGCCGGUCCCACCGUCACCGCACUUACCGCGCUUGCUGCCGGCGACUGCGCGCUCUUCGACGACGCCCUUACGCUUCUCCCUGAGCACACCCAACUCCGUUCUGCUGCCGUCUGGGUCGCUGAUCCCCUUGUUCCAUCGGGCUUGGCGGCGGACGUCCAGAGCGGACUUGCUGACGUCAUCAAUGACGCGCUGGGCGCGCUCACGCGCAUGCCGGCAGACGAGCGUGGCUUCUUCGACGACCUCUGGAGCACGGUCAAGCCAAUGGCCGCUGGCGCGCUCCAGGGCGCCCUCGGAGGUGUGGGCUCAGGCGCGGCCGGCAUGGCCGCUGGUGCGCUCCAAGGUGCCAUCGGAAUUCGAAGCGUGGUGGGUGGCGGCGGGCGGCCGCGCGGCCUCUUUGACGGUCUUCUGGGAACGGCAAUCCAGAUUUUGGAUGCGGCGACUCGCGAUAUGGCUGGUCCUAAAACGGGAGUCAAAGAGCAGGCCCUUGCCAUUGUUCAGAACUUCGUCGCCGAUCCUGAGGUGAUUUCAGCGGCACAGCAGCUCGCCAACCCUGCGGGAGGCACCCUUUCCUACGAUGCCAAGCGUCGCGGCUACAAGCUCGUUUACAAUCGUGCGGGACCCAAGGCGGCCGCGCUCGUCGCGCUGGCGGCGGGCGACCGCGGGCUUUUCGACUCUCUGAAGAACAUCGGCCUAGCCGCUCUCUCCGGAGCUGUCAAUGGUGCAUUUGGCGGCCGCGACCUGUCUACCGACGAUCCCUACAACCGUGAUCUCUUCGGGGACAUUGUGGGGGCGGGUCUGAGCCUUUUCGCCUCUCGGGACCUGAGUGCGCAUACCGGCAACGGCUUGUACGACGGGCUCCUGACCAACGCCAUCUCCACCUUCGGGGCGCGCGACCUGGGCGAUCCAGCUGUGCGCGCGCAGGCGCUGCGAGUAGUGCAGAAGGUGGCUGGCGACACGCCCGGGGCCUCCGACACCGUCCAGCAGCUGGUCGACAACUCGCUCCUUAUGGGGGCGCCCCGGCGCACCCAGCUGUACCACACUAUAGUCGACACUGCGGGUCCCAAGGUCGCGGCCUUGACCGCGCUUGCGGCCGGCGACCGCGGCUUCUUUGACAGCGUGCUCAGCAUCCUCGUCCCUGUCGCCAACAUUGCUCUCACAGCCGCAAUUGGCGGCCCAGCCCGCGCUCUCGUUGUCGACGGAAUGGACCGCAGCCUUUUUGGUGACGUCUUCGACUUCCUGAAGCCGAUUGCGAUUGGCGCGGUCAACGGCGCGGUCAACAGCGCGCUCAGCCGUGACCUACCGGUCGCAGGCAGCCGGCGCCAGGAGGAGCCGGUCCUCAACACUGCCCUCGCGUUGUUGAGCUCGAAGCGCAGCCAGCUGAGCAGCGACGACCUCAAGAUGCAUGCCCUUGACGUCAUCCGGAAGACAGUUACCGACAGCCAGGCGGUCAAAGCGGCAACCGACCUGAUCUCCACCGGCGCCAACGACACAGCCGCCUACUGCGCUCUCUACGCGCGGGCAGGCCCCUCAGUCACCGCUCUCACAGCCCUCGCGGCCAACAACCGGGGCUUGUUCGACAGCCUCCUGAGCGUGGGAAAGGGAGCGCUCUUGGGAGCAAUGAACGGCGCCCUGUCCGGCAUGUCGCGCGACCUUGAACCCGCCGCGCGCGACCAGCUGACCGCCGUCUUAGGCGGGCCAGGCGCGGCCGCGCUUGAGAACAUCCUCAACGGCGUCACUCUUGGCACCUCACACGUCAGCGACUACGUGAAGGCGCUUGGAGAGCGAUCCCUGGGAGAUGAAGCGACACAGGGAGCCCGCCAGGUGGCCCUAUCAAUGGUGAAAGACGAGCAGACAAAGUCCAAGGUCAGCGACCUGUUCAGCGGGGCAACAGCGGUGGACAAGGUUUCUCUGUACAAGUCCGUACUCGCCUCCAACGGACAGAACGGACUUGACGCUGCGGCUGUCGUCGCGCUUGGUGCCGGCGACAUCGGCCUGUUUGACGCGCUGGUGAACGUCGCCAAACCCACAAGUCCGUCUGUCGCACUGAGCGCCGGCAAAGUGCCGGUCGGUGACAAGCGAGGCUUCUUCUCCGACAUGCUGAAGACGGUUACCCCGUUGGCUAUCGGCGCCGCCCAGGGUGCUUUCCAGGCUGCCGCUCAGAGUGUGCUGAACUCGACGCGAGACCUAGAUGGCAAAGCUACCACCGACUUGGUGCAACAGGCGAAGACAGAGGCAGUCGCGGCCGCUGCCGACUCUCAGGCGGCUGACGUCAUCCAGAAAAUGGUGGACAAGAAGAGCGCAAUCACCCGCGGGCAGAGAGUUGCUGGCUACCAGCUCGUUUACCGCGCAGCCGGCUGCCGCGCGACCGCGCUGACCGCGCUGGCCAUGGGCGACCGCGUUCUCUUCAGCGACAUCUUCGGGGCGUCUACGAGCAAGGUGCAGAAAACGAUUAUCGCGCCGCCUCUGUUCAGGGACAUGACUUUCGGUGACAACAAUCAGACUGUGAACGUUUAG